Messenger RNA from Rotaria sp. Silwood1, 2354 nucleotides. NCBI's taxonomy places the organism in Eukaryota, Metazoa, Rotifera, Eurotatoria, Philodinida, Philodinidae. The record is from the annotation of a GenBank genome assembly.
GUAAUACAAAGAUCAGAACCAACUAAACAAGUAUCAAUUUUCAAUCCGGACGACUUUCCGCCUCUGUCUCAUCCCAAUCGAAACAACAUACCAGUCUGGGGAUCAAAACAACUACCAAAGCAUCAAACAACAGCUGAAUAUACAGAGUUAACAGGUGUCCUUACAGCACUAAAUAAUCAAUUGUCAAUUAUGACUGAAACGAAUAUUCGAAUGGAGAAAAAGUUUGAAGAAAUGGAUUUGCAUAGGAAACACGAUACGGAAGUCUUAGAGCUUCUACAGAAGACUAUGAAAAAUACGCUAUAUUCAUUACGUGAGGUAAUGGAGAUUAUGGUAAAUCCUCUAUGUGAGUUAGCGAAAAUACAAGGAAAAAGAAAACAUCUACCUUUUUCAAGCAUUCUGGAAGAGCUACAAGCUGGUACAAGUAAUAGAUUAUCGAAGCAAGUUCCCGACGUGCAAAAAGAAGGCCAAACAAGCAAAGCUAGAGUCUCAUCAGCUGCAUCAAGCAAUACAAUUACUCAAUGAAAGUGAUUUCAACUCUCAAGCCAACAGCUAAGGUUUUUUUUCCUUUAUCUCUCCACACGAAAGACGCGGAAAGAAAGACGCAAUCAUUAUCAUAUUUAAAUAAGUGGAACUUCACAGAAAAUGUCAACGAGUUUACCCGCUGCAUCUUAGAUGAGUGGUACUGUGGAAGCACAUUCUCGUCAGUUUUACAGCAGUGGGAAGAGUAUAACAAUAAGUAUCUACCGUCCGAAAAAGUCCCUUUGAACAUUCUCUGCUAUAAUGUGGAAGGCUGGGGUACGCGUCAUUUAGAAGUAGUAGAUUUAGUCUAUAAAGUUGAUGCUUCAAUUAGUGUUUUAACAGAAGUUGGAGAAUUAUGGAAUAAGUUUUCUAUACCUAAUUUUAAUACUUUUCAUCAACAAGGUACAAACAGAAGUGGUGGCGUAUGUGUCUCUGUUGGGAAACAUUUAAGAGCUACUCAAGUUCAAUUAGAAAUCGAAAACACUGUAAUCGUAGAUGUUUUUAAUCUCUCGGAUCCUAUUCGAAUCAUUGGAAUAUAUUGGCCUCAAGGUCAAGAGCGUGACCUCGAUGAUUUAAAUUCGUAUAUAACGCAAGAAACAAUAAUAACAGGAGAUUUUAAUGCGUCAUUAGAAGAAUGGAAUAGUCCAGCGUCGGAUAAACGUGGUAAAAUUUUGAAAGAAUGGAUUGAAAAAAAUAAUCUUACAUACAUUCCUUCUUCGUCUCACUCAUCAAAACGCUCCCUGAGAAAUAUCGAUCUCACUUUCUCAAAUAUUGACGGAAUAAACGCCGAAACAAUUUUUUUUGGCACCAGUGAUCAUUGGCCUAUUGUACUGACAUGCGAAAACAUAGGUUACGAAAUCAGAAAUUUUUUCCCUCACGUCAAGUGGCAUAUUUUUGAAGGAAUGCUGGCGCUUCUUCAAGAUUUUUGGAUUAAAGAACAAAUUAUAACAUCAGUAGAUGAAUGGUAUAAAAACUAUACUCGAUUCCUCGCGGCAUUAAAAAACAGAGUGACGGUAUGGAAGGAAAAAGAAAAAUACAGACCAUCGCUUCCACCUCUCAUAAUAGAUAAGCUGAAGAAGCUUAGAAGAAUAAGAAAUAAAUACUAUAGAGAGAGAAAAAGUGGUUGUCAAAAUGAAGAGACACGUGUUCUGUUAAGAGUGAUGAAUCGUGAAGUAAGGAGAGAAAUUACCAUGCAUAAAUCGUCUAGUUGGCAAUCCUUCUUGACAACAAUUAAAGAGAAAUCCGAUCGACCAGAAAAAGCCUUUUGGUCUCAUUUGUCUCGUGUAUACAAAUCCAAAAGCUUGCCUUUUUCAAAGAUAGAUAGUGGACAGUCGAUAAUAUCAAACAAAAGGGAAAUAGUUAACUCACUUUUCUCAUAUUAUGAAAACCAGUUUCAAAAAACAGAAAUAAAUAAAGAUGAUCCGAAUGACACAAGAAUUGAAGAAGAAUAUGGACUAUUACUGAACGAAUUAAGCAUGUCAGAGGAAAAAUUAGAACAAACUAGUGCUUUCGAAAUAACAAAAUAUAUCAAAAAGCUUAAGCCAAAAAAGUCAUCAGGUUUUGACCAAAUUUCGAACUACAUGAUCAAAUUGCUCCCACCGAGUUACAUUAUAUGUUUGACAAAUUGUUUUAAUGUGUGGCUUAAAGAGGGUAGAUAUCAAGAGCAGUGGAAAUUAGCUAAAAUAGUGACAUUAAAUAAAUUAAAAGCAGGAGUGCCGCGAUGCGACCAAACAAGACCGAUUUCGCUACUUGCAACACUUUCAAAACUCUUCGAAAAAGUGAUAUUGGAAAAAGUACGAUAUUGGGCAGAAACGAAUCAAUUGAUCCCAUCUGAA